This is a messenger RNA of Rhodotorula graminis WP1, 297 nucleotides long. RefSeq lists its product as uncharacterized. Gene Ontology annotation, biological process: nuclear DNA replication. Gene Ontology annotation, molecular function: protein tyrosine/serine/threonine phosphatase activity. The record is from RefSeq and is a predicted model, not a curated record. The transcript has a single exon. The annotation marks the transcript as partial. NCBI's taxonomy places the organism in Eukaryota, Fungi, Basidiomycota, Microbotryomycetes, Sporidiobolales, Sporidiobolaceae.
AUGCUCAAGGAGCUCGGCAUCACGCACGUCGUCUCGCUCGGCGAGACUGCGCUGUACCCGCCUCGCUCGCCCGGGCCGCUUGCGUCGAUCGCGUCGGCGUUCCGCUCGUCGUCGCCGACCGACUCGCCGCCGGUCAACUCGCUCUGGCACGAGGAGCGCCUUGGCAACAUCGCCGUCCUCGACAUGCAGGCCAUCGCCGACGACGGCAUCGACUCGAUCCGCCCGUGCAUCGACGAGGCGCUCGACUUUAUCAGCGACGCGAGGCGCCAGGGCGGUCGCGUCCUCGUGCACUGCAAG